Molecule: messenger RNA, 1518 nt
Organism: Colletotrichum scovillei
Lineage: Eukaryota; Fungi; Ascomycota; Sordariomycetes; Glomerellales; Glomerellaceae
Exons: 2
Coding region: 858-1295 (145 amino acids)
Source: RefSeq, a predicted model, not a curated record
GUCGAGGCGAACAAAAGCAAACUCCCUAAAACUACUGCGCAGUGCCUCAAACGGACCAAUGCCAUCAUCUUUAGUACGGCUCCUUGCAAGAGAUAUACGAGCUUUUGUCAUCCUCCAAUUCACCAAUGUUGUUUUUAUUUAUAAAGAUCGACCCGAUCAGCGUCUAGCACUUGGCCAAAGUUUGAUUAGUGUCCUGCAGCUUCGCCCUGUGGCCCACCCCCUUUCCCCGAUCAUAGCAUUUUCCCCCAGAAUUUCCCGGCACCCGAUGCCCCGGCAUGUUACCUCCUCGCACGUUGAGGCGAAAGAAGUAACUUGUUGGUCGCGGCGGACGCCGUGGAAACGGCGGCGACUACCAAUAAUAGACCGAAUAGGAACAUUUCUAGAGUACUACCUUACUACUCACAUCAUGCACUAGCCCCAACUGCCCAGUCCUUUUACCCGUGCCAUCGAGCAUGCUCAAGACAUAGCUUCGAUGGCGACACGAGCCGCAGCGCCACCCGCUUGAGUCGGAGCCGUGCAUUCGGCUGGCACGGGUGACCCGGGACCGCCCAAAGAUGUCAUGCCCAGGCGAUUUUCGCCUACGGAGAUAUUCUUUGGGGAUCCUGACGUCGCCUCGUACGAAAAUAGACAUGGAAAAAUAAAGACGACAAGGGUCUCUCGUCACGUUCAUUUGAUGUUUGUGAUGAAAAUGCUUAAGAACAUCAGACAAACCCCUCCUCAGCUGCUUCGUUCCCUUCUUAUUACAGCCAGACAUACUCUAAGCAACUUUACUUCCGAUCUAUCCAAACAUCGCGGCUACCCUGUACAAUCUGCCUAAUCAACUAAACUUAAUACAAACAUCUACGCAAUCUCUCAACAUGCAGUUCCGCGCUUCUCUCGCUGCCGCCGCCGGCCUCUUCGCCAUGGCCAACGCUCGCAUCUACGGCAUCGCCUUGCCCGAGACCGUCAAGGCCGGUGAUGAGGUCCAGGCUAUCAUCGAGACUGAGAACUACAUCCAGACUGUCGCGGACAUCGCGAUCGCCUUUGGAAUCGCCCCCGAGGCCUCCGCCUACCCCGGAACUCUCGGCCAGAACGUCUUGGGCUCAUUUUACCUUGGGCCUGAAAAGUCCAAUGUUCUCGACAACAUCACCGAAACGGUCACGAUCCCUGCUGGUCUCGCAGCUGGCAAGUACGUUGUAUCUGCCGGCCUGUACAGCUUGUACGGCGCCUCUUCGUCCUCGACCCUAUCCAACUACAACGUCACCAUCACCGUCGGUGAUGCGACUAGCGAGACCUACGUUGGUAGCCAACAGUAAAUUCGAUUGACCACGAUCACGAGAGCAUCUCAUUGCAUAUAAACGGCGUUGGACUUUGAUUUCCACUUUUUCAAGCUUGAAGGGGGGUUUCGUAGUGGGUUCGUAACCCAGAUUCGAGCACAUCUGAGCUGGGCAGCCCCAUGUACUAGUGGUAACUUGACGUUUGCACAUACAUUCGGGGCUAGAUUGUUCAUGAUCACAAAUACAUCCAAGACUACAUGGC